Messenger RNA from Mucor mucedo, 927 nucleotides. RefSeq lists its product as uncharacterized. The coding region runs from base 206 to 874 and encodes 222 amino acids. The record is from RefSeq and is a predicted model, not a curated record. The transcript has a single exon. Lineage: Eukaryota; Fungi; Mucoromycota; Mucoromycetes; Mucorales; Mucoraceae.
AUUUUAUGACAAUCACUUGUAUCACAUUGAAAAAUAAAAAAAAUAAAAAAAGACUCAUAUAAAGACACCAUGUUUUUGUUGUUGUCAAAAAAAAAAAAAAAAUUAUCUGUACCUCUCCUUUUCUCUCAUUUUUUUUUUCUCUACAAGCGUUGAUCGCAUUUCUACCAGUACCUUUUUUUUUUUCUGUAAAAAAAAUAAAAUAAAAAUGAAGCAGGCUUCUCUCCUUUUAAUCCUGUUACUAUCAACACUUGUCAUUGCCGCACCCUUUAACAAGCGUAUCCCAAAAUGUUAUAAAAAAGUCAGAAUCACUCAAUACUGGAUUCCCAAAGAAGGCGAAGUAGACAUGACAAACGACGGUGGCAAAGUCACUUUAGAUGGCUCCAAGACCAAAUCCUUAAAGACAGAUAACGGCAAACUUAUUGCAAAAGUGUCCAAGACAACCUAUGAAAAGUUUCAAAUGGAAGGUACCGGUUUACUUAAAUCAGGCAUCAUGGUGAAUUUAGGCAGCAGCACCGACUCUUUUAUGAAGCUCAAUCGUGGCGAGACUCCCUAUGGAUUAGGAAGCAAUUCCGAGGGCCUGGUGCCUUGGGUCAGUGUCGCUUCAAAUGAUAUCAAGCGAGGAACUACUUUAUUCAUCAAGGAAUUAAACGGCUUAAAAUUACCUGACGGAAAGACCCAUAAUGGCUGUGUCCGCGUAGAUGAUGAAGGCUGGAGUUUAAGCGGCUGUCAAAUCGAUUUCUUUGUUCUCCAAUUCAGUGCUUACAAGACUUUAACCAAGACCAUACCAGAGUCCGUGACAGUCGAGGAAAGAUCUUGUAAAAUCCAGAGUUACGUUACCACUGCCGUCAAGAAGUGGGCAGUUCUUAAGUUAUAAUAAAAAAUAAAAAUAAAAAGAUACCUUAUAUUCUCCCAAUACCUAUAAAUAAA